AUACCACAUUCCCCGCUUCUCGUCGCAGGAAGGCAAACAUCCAGGAGGCAGCCAGCUCAUUUAUGCCUUCUCCACGACCGUCUGAAGAAAAAUACCUGGAUUUAUCUUUUCAAUAUUUGCGUGGAGUAACAAUCUGAACGUGAAGCUGCAUUAAAUCCCCGAUCGUGCUCAAUAGAUGCUAAUUUCAUCACCAUGGCAACAGAAGAUAAGAAACCAGAGACCGACACAAAACCUCCAGUUGUUCCAUCAGCAUCUGCCAGUCAAAGCAAGUCUGCGCCUGCAAAGCCAAACUACAGCCUGAAAUUCACAUUAGCGGGCCACACUAAAGCUGUCUCCUCCGUCAAAUUCAGUCCGAGUGGAGAAUGGCUCGCCAGCUCAUCUGCUGAUAAACUCAUCAAAAUCUGGGGAGCGUAUGACGGCAAGUUUGAGAAAACCAUAUCUGGACACAAACUUGGUAUAUCUGACGUGGCCUGGUCCUCUGACUCCAACCUCCUGGUGUCUGCAUCGGAUGACAAAACCCUGAAGAUCUGGGAUGUCAGCUCGGGGAAAUGCUUAAAAACUCUAAAAGGUCACAGCAACUACGUCUUCUGCUGCAACUUCAACCCCCAGUCCAAUCUUAUCGUGUCAGGAUCGUUUGAUGAGAGUGUACGGAUAUGGGAUGUGAAAACCGGGAAGUGUUUGAAAACAUUGCCGGCUCAUUCUGACCCGGUCUCAGCUGUUCAUUUCAACAGAGACGGCUCCCUGAUUGUGUCCAGUAGCUACGACGGCCUCUGCCGAAUCUGGGACACAGCAUCAGGCCAGUGUUUAAAGACACUCAUUGAUGAUGACAACCCUCCUGUGUCGUUUGUGAAGUUUUCCCCCAACGGGAAAUACAUCCUGGCUGCUACACUGGACAACACGCUGAAGCUGUGGGACUACAGCAAAGGAAAGUGCUUGAAAACAUACACCGGCCACAAAAAUGAGAAGUACUGCAUAUUUGCAAAUUUCUCUGUCACCGGUGGAAAGUGGAUCGUGUCGGGCUCCGAGGACAACAUGGUUUAUAUCUGGAACCUGCAGACGAAGGAGAUUGUGCAGAAACUCCAGGGCCACACAGACGUCGUCAUCUCGACCGCCUGCCACCCGACAGAGAACAUCAUCGCAUCCGCAGCUUUAGAAAACGACAAAACCAUCAAGCUAUGGAGAAGCGACUGCUAAACCCCUUUGGAUCUUUUGGCCAUUCAUAUUUCCUUUUUUUUUUAUUUUUUCAUUUUUUUGGGUAUAUUUUGUUGUAAGAAAGAGGACUUUUUUUCUAACAGAGAGCUCCUGCGGGAUGCAGAGGGCUUUCAGGUAGUGAAAUUCAGCAAGGAGAACCAAACGAGACACAUGAGCCACAUCACAGAAUCAGCCUACAGCAGUCAGUCAGUCCUGCAGCCGACGUGUUCCCCUCACGUGUCUGUUAACGUGCCACUUUUUCGUUGUCUCCGCAGGGAACGUUUGUUAUACAUUACAACAAUGUUCACACUCUGUUCUGGUGAUUCAGUAUUUCAGACACAUUAACUCUGAUGUCACAGCUUGCCACACGUGCAUUUCUGGUACAAUAAAUAUAACGCUUAUUUGGCCUUUCUAUGAUUUCUUUUGCCUUCUUAAUUUGUCUGUAACUGUGUAGUGUCGUCUAAAUUACUUCAAGAUGGAGAGGUGACUUUGACAUAAAAUGAAGGUAUAAAAAAAAAAAGACCGUAUGGUUGUAUUCACCAUUAUUAGUGGGUUUUUUUUUCUCUAAUCCUAAUACCAGAUCCUUAAUAUGUGCUGUGUGCCAUAAAAGGAUAUUUUAAGUUUGUUUGUCCGAUUAAGACAACAAACUAGGAUUUGGAAGCAUGUAAACAAAGUCAAAUACUUGAAGAAAAAGUGCUGUAUGAAGUCACAGAUAUUAGUUUGACAGUUACAAAAAAAAAAAAAUCCAAAUGUUAUUAAUUCUUUUUAGGAUUGAUUCAAGUCCCUCCUGUUUAACAUUUUACAACGGUGACCAAAUGCAGUUAUUUUGUGUUCUAGUAUUUGUACAUAUUACAUUGACGUAUUGUGAUUUCAUUACUUUAGCUGCCUUUGUUUUUUAUGGUCUCUUCUGCUUGAUUAGCUCCUACUGUAGUUCUGCACACGAAGCCAGCAGCAGCAUCUGUUCUCUGUAGUUAACCUGGAUUUUUGUGGAAUACAUGUUUGCAUUUGACAGCUAUAACCUGCAACUUAAUAAAACCAGUUUUUGUAUGUUUCAUGUUA
This is a messenger RNA of Centropristis striata (black sea bass), 2250 nucleotides long. RefSeq names its product WD repeat domain 5 (gene wdr5). The record is from RefSeq and is a predicted model, not a curated record. Bases 193 to 1194 code for a protein of 333 amino acids. Gene Ontology annotation, cellular component: Set1C/COMPASS complex. Lineage: Eukaryota; Metazoa; Chordata; Actinopteri; Perciformes; Serranidae. Gene Ontology annotation, molecular function: histone binding. The transcript has 14 exons.